Messenger RNA from Tinamus guttatus (white-throated tinamou), 1131 nucleotides. The record is from RefSeq and is a predicted model, not a curated record. Lineage: Eukaryota; Metazoa; Chordata; Aves; Tinamiformes; Tinamidae.
AUGAAAAAAACCGUUCUGCCACUCCGGAGGAGCUCGGUCGAGUUGGUUACCCCCAAUCUGUCCUGUCGUGCUAAGACUAAUGUCAUGUUCCUCAAGACACACAAGACUGCCAGCAGCACCAUCUUGAACAUCCUGUUCCGCUUCACGGAGAAGAACAACCUCACCAUAGCCCUCCCAGCUAACCAGCUCGUCCACCUGGGCUAUCCAGAGACCUUCACAACUAGCUUUGUAGAGGAAUUUCGAACCAUAGGACAAAACUACAAUAUCAUGUGCAACCACCUACGGUUUAACCGUUUAGAGGUGCAAAAAGUGAUGGCAGAGAACACCUUCUACUUUUCCAUUGUAAGGAACCCAGUUUCUCAGCUGGAAUCUUCCUACGUCUAUUACAAGAAUGUUGCUCCUGCCUUCAGAACAUCCAAGGAUGUGAAUGAGUAUUUGGCAUCACCAAUGAGCUAUUACCGUAAGGGUAAUUACAAACAAAACAUUUAUGCCAAGAAUAACAUGUGGUUUGACUUUGGCUAUGACAACAAUGCAGAAGAUGAUGAAAGCUACAUCCAGGCAGUCUUGCAGGAGAUUGAACAAAACUUCCACCUGGUCCUGAUAGCAGACUACUUUGAUGAGUCCAUGAUCCUCUUGAAGCACACAUUAUGCUGGGACCUAGAUGAUGUGAUUUACUUUAAGCUCAAUUCCAGAAAAGAGGACACUGUCCAGACAUUGACUCCUGAGAGCAAGGAGAGGGUUAAAGCAUGGUGCUCGCUUGACUGGAAACUCUACCUGCAUUUCAACCAGACCUUCUGGAAGAGAAUUCAGGAGGCCAUAGGACUAGAGGAACUGGAAAAGGAGGUGAAUAGUUUGCGAGCAAGACAGAAGGAACUCAUGGAGAUCUGUCUCUCAGAUUGGAGGCCAGUAGAGAAGACUCGUAUCAAGGAUAAAAUUCUCAUGCCUUUCCAGUCUGGGGCUGCAAGUAUCCUGAGUUAUAACCUCAAUCAAGACUUAGACAAAAAGUCUCUGAGAGCCUGCCAGAAAAUAGUUAUGCCAGAGCUUCAAUAUAUGUCCUACCUUUAUGCUCUUCGGCAUCCACACAAGAAGAGGAAGCAACUAGGCUUUCCCUUGUUUUGGAAUAGUUUUUGA